GGUGCUGUGCCUCCGCACGUUUGGAAGUUAGGGGCUGGAGGGGCCUGGUCCGGUUACAGCUCUCGCCCCUUUUUCUACCAACCCUUCCUCCAGGUCUGUUCACACUUUGCAGCGUCCCUUCCCCACCCGGGCCGCCGCUGGAACUCACGAAGUACCCUUAAGGAAGAGGCCCUCAGAAGGUUCUCUUAAGAAGAUAAAGAAAGUAGUGGAAACGAGUCUCCUGAGCUUUUCCGGCCCUAAAUGGCUGCAGAAUCAAGGAAGUCUUUAGCCCCAUCCCCACCAGACCAGGCUCCUGAAGAGGACCUUGUAAUUAUCAAGGUAGAGGAAGAUCAUGGUUGGGACCAGGAAUCAAGUCUACAUGAAAAUAACCCUCCUGGCCAAGAGCUGUUCCGCCUGCGUUUCAGGAAGUUAUGCUACCAAGAGACACUAGGACCCCGAGAAGCUCUGAUCCAACUCCGAGCACUUUGCCAUCAGUGGCUGAGGCCAGAUUUGAACACCAAGGAGCAGAUCCUGGAGCUGCUGGUGCUGGAGCAGUUCUUGACCAUCCUGCCCGAGGAGCUCCAGACUCUGGUUAAGGAACAUCAGCUAGAGAAUGGAGAGGAGGUGGUGACUCUACUGGAGGAUUUGGAAAGGCAAAUUGAUAUACUAGGACGGCCAGUCCCUGCUCGUGCACAUGGACAUAGGGUACUCUGGGAGGAGGUCGUGCAUUCCAAAUCUGCACCAGAGCCUCCAGAUACUCAGCUCCAACCUGUGGCAACCCAGCACAAAUCUCCAGUGCUCCAAGGGCCACAAGACAGAGCCAUAUCUGCUUCACAGAGUCCUACCCCUUCCCAGAAAGGAAGUCCUCGAGACCAGGAGAUGACAGCUACACUUCUUACAGCAGGGUUCCAGACUUUGGAGAAGAUUGAAGACAUGGCUGUGUCCCUAAUUCGAGAGGAAUGGCUUCUUGAUUCAUCACAGAAGGAUCUGAGUAGAGAUAACAGGCCAGAGAAUUACAGAAACAUGUUCUCCCUGGGUGGUGAGACCAGGAAUGAGAACAGGGAAUUAGCUUCAAAACAGGUAAUAUCUACUGGAAUCCAACCACAUGGAGAGACAGCUGCCAAAUGCAACGGGGAUGUUAUCGGGGGUCUUGAGCAUGGAGAAGCCCGAGACCUUCUGGGCACAAUAGAGAGGCAGCGGGGAAAUCCCACCCAAGAGAGACGACAUAAAUGUGAUGAAUGUGGGAAGAGCUUUGCUCAGAGUUCAGGUCUUGUUCGCCACUGGAGAAUCCACACUGGGGAGAAACCCUAUCAGUGUAAUGUGUGUGGUAAAGCCUUCAGUUACAGGUCAGCCCUUCUUUCCCAUCAGGAUAUCCACAACAAAGUAAAACGCUACCACUGUAAGGAGUGUGGUAAAGCCUUCAGUCAAAACACAGGCCUGAUCCUGCACCAGAGAAUCCAUACUGGGGAGAAGCCGUAUCAGUGCAAUCAGUGUGGGAAGGCUUUCAGUCAGAGUGCGGGCCUUAUUCUGCACCAGAGAAUCCACAGUGGGGAGAGACCCUAUGAAUGUAAUGAGUGUGGGAAAGCUUUCAGUCAUAGCUCACACCUCAUCGGACAUCAGAGAAUCCACACUGGGGAGAAGCCCUAUGAGUGUGAUGAGUGUGGGAAAACCUUCAGGCGGAGCUCACAUCUUAUUGGCCAUCAGAGAAGCCACACUGGGGAGAAACCCUACAAAUGCAAUGAGUGUGGGAGGGCCUUCAGUCAAAAGUCAGGCCUUAUUGAACAUCAGAGAAUCCACACUGGAGAAAGACCCUAUAAAUGUAAAGAAUGUGGGAAAGCUUUCAAUGGGAACACUGGCCUCAUUCAGCAUCUGAGAAUUCACACAGGGGAGAAGCCCUAUCAAUGUAAUGAGUGUGGGAAAGCCUUUAUUCAGAGGUCAAGUCUCAUUCGACAUCAGAGAAUCCACAGUGGAGAAAAAUCGUAUAAAUGCAGUGAGUGUGGAAAGAAGUUUGCCCAGAGCUCAAGCCUUGUUCGACAUCGGAGAGUCCACACCGGAGAGAAACCCUAUGAGUGUGAUCACUGUGGAAAAGCCUUCAAUGCACGCUCAACCCUCACUGUGCAUGAAAGGAUCCACACUGGUGAGAAACCCUAUACUUGUAAUGAGUGUAGGAAAGCAUUCAGUGUGAGGGCGCACCUGAUUAUACAUCAGAGAAUCCACAAUGGAGAGAAACCCUAUGAAUGUAAUGAAUGUAAUGAAUGUGGCAGAGCAUUUAGUGUGAGCUCAGACCUCAUCAAACAUCAGAGAAUCCACUCUGGUGAGAAACCUUAUGAGUGUGAUGAGUGUGGGAAAGCCUUCAGCGUGAGCUCAGACCUCAUCAAACAUCAGAGAAUCCACACAGGAGAGAAGCCGUAUGAGUGUAAGGAGUGUGGGAAGGCCUUCUAUGUGAACUCAGCCCUUAUUAAUCACCAGAGGAUUCAUUCUGGAGAAAAGCCCUAUAAGUGUGGAGAAUGCAGGAAAGCAUUCAGCCAGAUCUCAACUCUUAUUCUUCAUCAGAGAAUCCAUACUGGAGAGAAACCAUACGAGUGUGACGAGUGUGGGAAAGCAUUCCGUGGGAGCUCUAAUCUUACUAAACACCAGAAAAUACAUGCCAAAGGAAAGUGUCAUCAAUGUAAGACAAGUGAAUCCUAUCCUGAGCCAUUGCACUCUAAGAUGUCCACCAAGUUGAGAGAACACGCAGCCUUGACUCCUGUGGUGCACACUCGAGAGGAGCAGGAGGGACUGAGAAUCGUGAAGGUAGAGGAAGAGGAGAACCAUGCUUGGGAGCAGAAGUCUCGCCAACUAGGGAAUGUGCACCCUUAUCAGGAACUUUUCCGCCAGUGCUUCAGGCAGUUCCGUUACCAGGCGGCCCCUGGACCUCGAGAGGCUCUGAGCCAGCUCCGGGAGCUCUGCCAAAAGUGGCUGCGGCCUGAGAUGCACAGCAAGGAGCAGAUCCUGGAGCUGCUGGUGCUGGAGCAGUUCCUGACCAUCCUGCCCAAGGAGUUGCAGGCCAGGGUAUGGGCGUAUCAUCCAAGGAGUGGAGAGGAAGUGGUGACUGUGCUGGAAAAUCUGGAGACAGAACUUGGAGACAAAGGACAACAGGUCCAAGCCAGUGCACGUUACAAACAAGAAGUGCUGUGGAAGGAAGUAGGACCUGUAAGCCUUACAAAUCAGUCACUUAACAUCCAGCUGAAGUGUGAUCCUUGGGAGCAUUUUCCUCUGCAAGAGAAUGCAGGAGCUGAGACCAGGAAUAUGACUGGUGAAUUUGCUCCAAAGCAGAUUUCUGCAGAAAGGAAUUCAUUGGUUGCUUUCCAGGAUGCAAAGUGUGGAGAAACUUUUCAAUAUAGGGGUAAAUCAGAACAGCAAAAGGUCAACCCCAUGAGAGUAAAACGACACAAAUGUAAGGAGUGUGGAAAGGCCUUUGCUCAGAGCUCAGGGCUUGUUCGACAUUGGAGAAUUCACACUGGAGAGAAACCUUAUAAAUGCAAUCAAUGUGGAAAAGCCGUCAGUUAUAAAUCAGCCCUUCUUUCACACCAGGAAAUUCAUAAUAAAAUAAAACGCUAUCAGUGUAAUGAAUGUGGGAAAGCCUUCAGUCAAAACACAGGCCUGGUUCUUCAUCAGAGGAUCCAUACUGGGAAAAGACCUUAUGGAUGUAAAGAGUGUGGUAAAUCCUUUAGUCAAAGUUCACACCUUAUUGGACAUCUGAGGAUCCAUACUGGAGAGAAACCCUUCAAAUGUAAUGAGUGCGAGAGGGCCUUCACUCAGAGGUCAGGACUCAUGGAACAUCAGAGAAGUCACACUGGAGAGAAACCAUAUAUGUGUAAGGAAUGUGGGAAAGCUUUCCGAGGGAGCACCAGCCUUACUCAGCACCUGAGGAUCCACACUGGGGAGAAGCCCUAUCAGUGUGAGGAAUGUGGACGAGCCUUCAUUCAGAGGUCAAGCCUUGUUCGUCAUCAGAGGAUCCACAGAGGGCAGAAGUCUGUUUCUGUAUCCUAAUUUGAUACACAUUCCUCCUCCAGUUUAUCUCUAGGAAAAAAUCCCAGAAAUACCUUUGACCAUCCAGCAUGCCAGUUGGACUUGAUCCCAUAUUGGUGGUGGGAUUGAAGAGACAUCAGGUAGCAGAGUCUAUAAUGCUUCUACAUCUUUCUGACUUUCUUAUGCUAAAAACCAGUAGAGAUCUCAAGCUCAGCUCCCUCACUGUCCACUGUUAUCGUCUGGAUACCUAUGUCCUCAUUAUGCUUUAGUUUAUCUUUUCAACCUUUGAAAUAGACAGUCUGAAAAGCAUUGAUGUUGUCUUCUACUUUGACUUUGAAUGAAAUAUACUUUU
Molecule: messenger RNA, 4342 nt
Organism: Balaenoptera musculus (blue whale)
Lineage: Eukaryota; Metazoa; Chordata; Mammalia; Artiodactyla; Balaenopteridae
Gene: ZKSCAN8
Product: zinc finger with KRAB and SCAN domains 8
Exons: 11
Coding region: 241-4011 (1256 amino acids)
Biological process (GO): regulation of DNA-templated transcription
Source: RefSeq, a predicted model, not a curated record